Messenger RNA from Artibeus jamaicensis (Jamaican fruit-eating bat), 4863 nucleotides. RefSeq names its product RAB8B, member RAS oncogene family (gene RAB8B). Bases 86 to 709 code for a protein of 207 amino acids. Gene Ontology annotation, cellular component: synaptic vesicle; plasma membrane; endosome. The transcript has 8 exons. Lineage: Eukaryota; Metazoa; Chordata; Mammalia; Chiroptera; Phyllostomidae. Gene Ontology annotation, biological process: protein localization to plasma membrane; protein secretion; regulation of exocytosis. Gene Ontology annotation, molecular function: GTPase activity; GTP binding. The record is from RefSeq and is a predicted model, not a curated record.
CGGGCACGCCCCCCAGUCCGUGGCCCCCUCCCCUCCUCGCUCCGCCGCUGCUCUCGCUCCCCGGUCAGAGGGCCGGAGCGAGAAGAUGGCGAAGACGUACGAUUAUCUGUUCAAGCUGCUGCUGAUCGGCGAUUCGGGGGUGGGCAAGACCUGCCUCCUUUUCCGCUUUUCCGAGGACGCCUUCAACACCACCUUCAUCUCCACCAUCGGAAUUGAUUUUAAAAUCAGAACGAUAGAACUAGAUGGAAAGAAAAUUAAACUUCAGAUAUGGGACACAGCGGGCCAGGAGAGGUUUCGAACCAUCACGACAGCGUACUAUAGAGGAGCCAUGGGAAUUAUGCUGGUCUAUGACAUCACAAAUGAAAAGUCCUUUGACAAUAUUAAAAACUGGAUAAGAAACAUCGAAGAGCACGCCUCUUCGGAUGUGGAGAGGAUGAUCCUGGGCAACAAGUGUGACAUGAAUGACAGAAGACAAGUGUCAAAAGAACGAGGGGAGAAGUUAGCAAUUGACUAUGGGAUUAAAUUCCUGGAGACAAGUGCAAAAUCCAGUACAAAUGUAGAAGAGGCAUUUUUUACACUUGCACGAGAUAUAAUGACAAAACUCAACAGAAAAAUGAAUGACAGCAAUUCAUCAGGGGCAGGUGGACCAGUGAAAAUAACAGAAAACCGAUCAAAGAAGACCAGUUUCUUCCGUUGUUCGCUACUUUGAUGAACUUUCUCUGAGAGACUGCAGCGCGCCCAGAGGACACUCUCCCGCUUCUCUGAAAGCACAGAUCACCCAGCCUCAGAGGCACACCGCCAGGCUGCUGCUGAGAGCACCCCCACACCCAGACCUCUCUGCGCGGAACGCGCAGGGACGCCGGCCUCCUGCCCCUCAGGAUCACAGGCUCCUUUUUCAAACAUGGAAGCAAUGAUAUGGAGACACAUGCAAGACUUGCUUUUUCCCUUUGUUUUACUUCCUGUUGCAGAAGCUGCUCGCUCUUUUUCACUUUGCACUCAGUGUCAGCCCUUCCCUGUUAUAGACCCGUAUGCGCACACUUUUGCCUCAAGUUCUAGACACAGUUGUGCUUUAGGGGAUGUUCAUACCAAGAGUGGAGCUUUGAAAGCAGAGGUCAGUAUACUAAAAUUAAAGGACACCUGGUCCUGUUCAUACGACUAGGUGUUACUGUGUUCAUAGCAUUUAUUUAAGGUCUCUGAUUUGUGAUUUUCUUAAAUAAGAACCAUUAAAUUCUGAUAAAAUUUAACUUGAAAAUUUAUAAAAAUGCUCAGCUAUUCAUCAGAGGCCAUAAUUUCUGUAUUUCUUAUUAUUUAGUGCUUUGCUUCAUUCCUAACCUUUUUGCCAGUGAGUCUGGAUAGCUGAAUAAAUCACUUUUUUCAGUUAAUUCCCUCUACCUGAUCUAUAAAACUGCACUGGGAAAUUACAUUAAUCUCAUUUUUCCCGAGGUGUGUUUUUGCUCUCUUUUCCUGUGCUUGACCUAUUGCAGCCACUCAGUUAUCCAAAACAUAACCUGUUUGACCCCUGUUGUCUGUUUCUUGUCGUCGAGUUCCUAGUUGUGAACUUGUGGAGCUGGAACUUUACAUGGGCAGAGAGGUGCACCAUUUAGGGUUUUAUUUCGGCAUCCGUGGUUCCACUGCAUCAGCACACAUGUUUUUUCUUCGGUUUACUUCUCAGCUGGCUGGUGUAGUCAUAAUACCUAGUUCCCUUUCUAUAAGAGUUAAUGGGAUGUAGAUUUAGAUUUUAGUCUGCAGAAAGCUUACCUGUAGGGAGAAAGACUAACUUGUUAACAUAAAUUUAGUAGAGAUAGCUCUUGGUAAUGGUGAAAACAAUGUUUUUUUCUGGUUUUACUCGAGCUUUUAAAAAAAAGUAAUUAGACCUAGUACAUCUCUAAGAAAAGUCUUGCCUUUUCAUUAGAGAAAAAUAUGAGCAAGAUUUCAGCUUUAAAGUAAUUACUGUUGAAUGUGUAGAACCCAGUUCCAUCUGUUCAGGUUCAUUGUUACAGAACUUGGUCUAGUCAUUUGGGCCAAAGCCAACCAAAAGCUUAGCUGCCAUUCUCACGAAGCACUGGUGUUGGUAUAACUUUCGUAGAUGAAACCAUCACAUAAGAAAGGUACUUAGUGUUAACUUACGUGCCAAAUUAAGACCAUUAUGUCGUUGCUUUUAUUCUAGCCUUCAGUGUCAUCAGGCUGAAGGGAGUAGUAAAGAGGUGAAGAAGGAAAUGAGUUCUGUUGGUAAUUACGCUUCCUCUUAGGCCUGCUUUGUUUCACAGAGUUCACCAUCAUGCUUGAGGUUAAGAAUGGGAAAUGAAAGUGGAGACGGACUCUGUCACCACAGAGAAUGCAGCUUCCAAUUCAGAUGUAUCAUUAAAAGGCUUGAACUGCUCAACCUUUACUACUUGGUUGAAAACUUAUGCACAAUUUAGCUGCGGCAAAUAUUCCAGAGCUAUUUUUGAUGGAUACACUAAACUUACUGUUAACAAAAUUUAGCCUUAAAGGCACCUGGUGGUGUCCCAGUGAUGCAGGCCGUUCCUCCACUGGGUGUUGACUGCAAGUCUACCGUCUUAAAAUUAGAUGUUUUUGGAAAGAAGAAAUAGUUUCUUAGAAACAUUUUGUAUCACUAAUUUUCUGAAAAAAGAUCUGAGCAGUUAAGCUUUCUGGAGGGUAACAAAGUAGUUUCUAAAAGGCAAGUGCUCUGACACCACGUAUGAAUGUAAUUCUCUUAGUAAGUUACCUCCGACUAUUUGGUGUCUUAACACUUUGAUUUAUAUCUCAGGGGUUGUCUGCAAACCAAAACUGACAUAUUCUGUGGUUAGCCUUUUUUUUUUAAUUUUUUAAUAGAAUGCUUGGCUUUUGUUUUAUUCCUUCUCUCUUUUGUCUUAUGUAGAUUAAUAAGUAGUCUCCAUGAACUUCACUUUGAAAAAGCCUGUAAAAGCUAGAUACGUCUAAAGGUGCUCUUUGAAGUAGCAGCAAAUUGGGGGUAUAUUCUCUGUUAUAUAGAAAUAAAUCUUCCUUGCUAUUUUCUUACAUUUAGUCUUGCUAAAUUGUAUAUAAUUUGAGCUAAGAACAUAGGAAUUUCACCUUCUGCAUGGUAAAAUGACCCAAUAAAUAUUCCAUUUUGCUUAAUAAUGUACAUAUAGUGCAUUAUUUUUUCUAUCUGUAGAUGAAUUUAGUGAGAGAUAAUUGUCUGUUCCCUGCUGAAACUGAAGAAAUCUAGUUUUAAGUGAACAUUUUUGUGGUCUUAGGGAUCAGGUACAUGAAGAUUUUUGCAGCAGUAUUAGUGGUGUCCAGUGGCCGCACUUUAUUAUCAGUGCGCUGAUUUCUGCCAGUGAUUGGACUAGACCUUUUCAAAUAGCGUCUGAGGGUAUCAGACAAUGAAAAUGUGCUGUAACUAAGUAGCAUGUAAAUCAGUUGGUUGUAAAAUGUUUCACUGGGAACUUAUUUUAGCUAUAUUUUACUUCAGACAGAUUAUAAGAAAAUAACCCACCUGUGCAUCAGUUAGGAGGUGCCGCAGGGUUUCUUACUAUUUACAUGAACAUUUUGUGCAGUCUUUGUUAUAAAUUUUCAGAAGACUAUACUCUUUACUUUGAAGGACUAUUUUUAAUUAUACCUCAUUUAGCUAACUAGUAUUCUAAUACCUGAUAGGAAAACAGUGAGCCUGCCUUUAAGCAUCCAACACAAUUUAGAUUAUAUGUUUUGUUUCGAACUCGGGAAAGGUAGCAGGUAGUUUAGAAUAGAACACACGUGUCAUAUCUAAUAGUGCAAAAGAAAAGUAUUAUCUCCCUGUCUCCAUUAAUAAAUUUAGCUGUGCAAUAUAGAUAAAUGUUUGCAGAAAUUUCUAAAUAAGAGAUUAUAACUCCAUUUUAUAGGUUCUAAUCCUGAGAGUCUGUAUUAAGGCUUAUAGAAAGUUUUCCCUGUGAACAGUGACACAUUGAAGCAGAUUUUCUUUUCUAGUUCAUGACUUGGAUUUCUUUAUAAAUUUAGUUCUUAAUCUUUAAAGAUGAGCUUCUAAGCUUAACAUUUUAAAACAGCACUUCAUUAUGUUAGUUUACUUGCCUCGGGUUUUAAGCAGUCGUUUCUGCCAUCAGGUUUUUUAGAGUUUUUAUUUUAAUGGAAAACACAUUCCUUUUUCCUUCUUGUUAUAGCUAAAGAAAGGGGGAAGGAAUGUCUAAAAAUGAAAUUCCUUGUCCUAGAGAAACCUAGAGAGACAGGGCAUGCUAAUAAAAUUUCAAAUGCCAGUACAAUUUUACAGUAGAACCAGUCUUUUAUAAAAGACUAAUAAAACUAAUGGGUGUCAUGCUCACUAGGAAAGAAAAUCUAAAUUACUAAAAUUUACAGAAAUGAAAAUUAGCAAACAAUUAUUUUUAGGGAUAUUUUCACAUUUUACUUUAGUUUUUAAAAUGCUUGUACCGUAUGCAGUUGCAUUUUUUUAUUGCCAAGAACUAAUAGAAUGUCUUGCUUCAUUUUCUUACCUUUUUUAAAAAUGUGAAUUUAAUUAUUAUAACUCAUUCCUAUGGCCUUACAGAUGGGUUUUAUUUUAUUUGCAGCCGACACUGUAGUUCCUUUAAUGCAAAGAACCAUAAACUGUCUGACUGAAACUAUGCCCCUAAUGGAAAAUACCUAGUUUUUCCAUAGAACUAUCCUACUGUGUGUGCUUCAGUGUAUUUUAUUUGGCUCCGAAGGCUUCAUGUGAAAGGCUCCUGCAAAUGAAGUGCACCUGUCCUGUGGUUAAUCUCGCUUAAGCCAAUUCAUGAACUGUGUACUGAUACUGAUGCUGUGUGAUUUUUUUUUAAAGGAUUUUAUUCCAGGUGAACUUUUUUUUUACAAUAAUGUUCAUCUAAAAUAAAAAAAAAUACAUAAUGAAAAUCA